AUGACAGGCUGUAUUGAAGGAACUGUAUCCUUCGUAGAAAAAGAAGAUCCAAAUCUUUUUUGUACUCAUUGCUUUCUACAUCAAGAUGUUCUCGUUUCAAAAAUAUCGCAGGAAAAUUUAAUGGUUGUGUUACAUAAAGUUAUUGGAGUGGUCAAUUAUAUAAAAAGUAAGCUAUUGAAGCCAAAAUUAUUUGAACAAGUGUGCAAAGAGAUGGACUAUCAGCUUAUUAAGUUAUUAAUGCACACUGAGGUUCGCUGGUUGUCGAUAGGCAAAGUACCAAAUCGUGUUCACGAACUGCACAAGAAAUUACUAACAUUUUUUCUCCAGGAAAAGCAGGAGACAUUCUGUGAAUAA
Octopus bimaculoides (California two-spot octopus) is the source of this 354-nucleotide messenger RNA. RefSeq names its product protein FAM200A-like. Lineage: Eukaryota; Metazoa; Mollusca; Cephalopoda; Octopoda; Octopodidae. The record is from RefSeq and is a predicted model, not a curated record.